AUGCCAAUGUUUAUAAACCAAUGUCUCUCCAAUGAGUUAUUAUGCUACUCGAGAUGGUUUUGCUCUGUUGGGGGAGACAUCGUGGAGCAAAGCGUGCCGAUCAGUCUUCUCCGAGUGGUCGGUGCGCCUACGUCUCUCGUGAAAAACACGGGCGUGAUGACGAAUGGUAAUAAAUGCAAUGCACCUAUCGAAAUUGACACCGCGAUGAACAGCGAUACCACUAAACAAUUCAUCAAGAAAGAAACGCUGCGGAAGAUUAAGUCGAUCGGCGGUCACGUGGGCCUGCUGAUCACUUUGAUGCUUUACACAGCGAUUGGCGGAUUGGUUUUCCGGCAGAUCGAACUUCCGGCGGAGCUCAGGCGGCUCGAACGUUUACGCGCGAAAUUACGUAUGCAACGGUAUCGCUUUGUGGAGACUGUUUCCAACAGUACGGACGUAUUCAAUCUGCAUACCUUGGUGAGCGUGGAAUUGCGCACCUAUGAAGAAGCGGUUCAGGAAGCAGCGGAGGCAGGUCUCCUGAUCAGCUUCGUAACAGAUAUCACUGAUCGUCCUGAAUUUUCCGAAUUGGAACUACCACCCAUUGUGACGGAGAGAUGGAAUGUUCUUCAGGCGGUUUUCUUCGCCAGCACGGUCCUCACGACAAUCGGAUAUGGCAAUGUUGUGCCCUCGACCAACUGGGGAAGAAUUUUCUGCAUCUUUUUCGCUUUCGUCGGUAUACCUCUUACUUUGAUAGUGAUCGCUGACUGGGGAAAACUAUUCGCAAAUGCGGUAGUGCACGUCGGAUUGAUGGUGAAGUCAAAACUUCCGUUUCUCGCGAAGCUUUCGUUCAUCCCGACAAAUGUAACCGGUCGGCGGUCACUAGGUGCCUGUGCUGCCAUUAUGCUACUUUUCCUUUAUCUUGCCUGUGGAGCUGGUAUGUUUAUGCUGUGGGAGGAUGAUUGGGAUUUUUUCGAUGGAUUUUACUUUUGUUUUGUGACUAUGACUACUAUAGGUUUUGGCGAUCUCGUCCCAAAGAAGCCGAAGUACACUUUAUUGUGCACUCUAUACAUCUUGGUCGGCUUGGCGUUGACUAGCACCAUCAUCGAGCUCGUCAGACGACAGUACGCUCAGUCCUGGAGGAGAUUGCAAAGACUGAGUGGUCCAUUGGCUGAAGCUCUCAGGAAACUAGGCGAACAAGCAGGCGGCGAUAUGUCGGCGCUACACUCUGAUCUACGAAAAGUACUGACGGUUAUAUCUAUGCCGCGACUAAAGUGGUCGGCGUCCAUAGAUCGGAGCAUCACGAAAGAUCAGGAAUGGGAGGAAGCUGUGGAGGCAGUUCUGCGCGAUAUCGCAAUAUCCGGAACCCAAGCACCGUCACCCAAGAAGUCGAUCGUGCAAAUCGUCGUUUACGAGUCCAGCGUUUAA
Messenger RNA from Cyphomyrmex costatus, 1404 nucleotides. RefSeq names its product TWiK family of potassium channels protein 7-like. Gene Ontology annotation, molecular function: outward rectifier potassium channel activity; potassium ion leak channel activity. The record is from RefSeq and is a predicted model, not a curated record. NCBI's taxonomy places the organism in Eukaryota, Metazoa, Arthropoda, Insecta, Hymenoptera, Formicidae. Gene Ontology annotation, cellular component: plasma membrane. Gene Ontology annotation, biological process: stabilization of membrane potential; potassium ion transmembrane transport.